AUGCUACUACAUAGUAUAUGCAGAGAUAUUAUCGUUACAUCUUGUCUUGGGUUCAUAAAAAAUAAGAACUGCAUAAGUAAUAACCUAAAAUUUAUUCGUCCAUUUGGGAGAGCAUAUUUCGAAGGUAAUAAUUACUUACUUGGUCAUUAUUGGGAUAGAAUACCUAGUAGCUUAUUGGUAAAAAUAGAUAGACGAAGAAGAAGGUACAUCACUGUGGGUAGUUACCAAGUGCGAGCUAAAAAAGAAGCUAGUAGAGUUGAAAAGAAUCAUCAAGAUAAGAGAAAAAAAAUGACCGAAGAGGAGACGACUAUUCUACCGGAUGAGCAGAAAUGCUCCGAAAGGGGUAUAGUACCCGCAAUGAAAAAAGAAACAUCGGCAGGUAUAGCAAACGGCUUGAACGGAAAAGAAGAAAGAAGAGUAAAAGAUGAAAGGGAUGUAAAAGAACCGAACGGUGAUAGGAAUGAAAAAGCAGUUUUGAAGAAGAAGAUAGACAAAAGCGCCAAACAGAUGAAGGGGAAAAAAGAAGUAAAGAAGAAAGGAACAGCUAAAGAGGGAGUGGUAAAGAGUAGUAUAUCACUGUCAUAUGCACCUAUCCCAAAAAACAUUGAACAGAGAUGGCAUGAUUUCAAUAAAAUAAGAGAAUAUGCAAAAAUUACGAAUGUUUAUUUAGGAGCACAUAUAUCAGCUUCAGGAGGAGUACAAAAUGCUCCAAUUAAUUCUUUUAAUAUUUCAGGUUUAGCUUUUGCAUUAUUUUUAAAAAAUCAGAGAAAAUGGGACAGUGCUCCUUUAACAUCUGAUAAUAUAAAGUUGUUUGAAGAAAAUUGUAAUAAGUACGAUUUGGAUAAAAAUUUUAUUCUACCACAUGGAUCAUACCUUAUUAAUUUAGCUAAUCCUGAUAAGGAGAAAAGAGAAAAAUCGUAUAUGUCCUUUUUAGAUGAUAUAAAAAGGUGUGAGCAGUUAAAAAUAAAAUUGUAUAAUUUUCAUCCCGGUUCAACAGUAGGACAAUGUUCACUAGAGGAAGGAAUAAAAAACAUUGCUGAUUGUAUUAACAGAGCACACCAAGAAACAUCUGGUGUUAUAAUUAUAUUGGAAAAUUCGGCUGGACAACGAAAUUCAGUUGGAUCAAAAUUUGAACAUCUACGAGAUAUCAUUUUACAAAUUAAAGAUAAAGAAAGGAUUGGAGUCUGCUUAGAUACCUGUCACACAUUUGCAGCAGGGUAUGAUAUAAAAACAUAUGAUAAUUUUAAUAAAGUCAUGGAACAAUUUGACAAAAUCGUUAAUGCAAAAUAUUUAAAGGCUGUUCAUUUAAAUGAUUCCAAAUCUGAUAUUGGGUCUGGUUUAGAUAGACAUGAAAAUAUUGGCAAAGGAAAAUUAACACUCGAUACAUUUAAGUAUAUUAUGACCUCCAAGUAUUUUAAAAACAUACCUAUAAUUCUUGAAACACCAGAUUUAACUAAUGAUGAGUCGGUUUAUAAAUACGAGAUCGAGUAUUUGUACAAACUGGGAUUGAAGCAGCAGGAGUAA
Plasmodium malariae is the source of this 1524-nucleotide messenger RNA. RefSeq names its product apurinic/apyrimidinic endonuclease Apn1, putative (gene APN1). Gene Ontology annotation, biological process: base-excision repair. The record is from RefSeq and is a predicted model, not a curated record. Lineage: Eukaryota; Apicomplexa; Aconoidasida; Haemosporida; Plasmodiidae. Gene Ontology annotation, cellular component: mitochondrion; nucleus. The transcript has a single exon. The coding region runs from base 1 to 1524 and encodes 507 amino acids. Gene Ontology annotation, molecular function: DNA-(apurinic or apyrimidinic site) endonuclease activity; phosphoric diester hydrolase activity; zinc ion binding.